Molecule: messenger RNA, 6079 nt
Organism: Mastomys coucha (southern multimammate mouse)
Lineage: Eukaryota; Metazoa; Chordata; Mammalia; Rodentia; Muridae
Gene: Adamts17
Product: ADAM metallopeptidase with thrombospondin type 1 motif 17
Exons: 23
Coding region: 140-3508 (1122 amino acids)
Biological process (GO): extracellular matrix organization; proteolysis
Cellular component (GO): extracellular matrix
Molecular function (GO): metalloendopeptidase activity
Source: RefSeq, a predicted model, not a curated record
UAGUAUUUACCAGGUUGGGUUUGUCCGCAGCGCUAAUUACUUUUUCCAAAGGCUGCAGGGCUUCACUCCGGCUGGCGUCGCCGCCUCGCGCGCCCCUGCUCUGCCACUACGGUCUUGGGGGCUGCUGGUCCCGAGUACCAUGUGUGACGGCACCCUGCUGCCCCCUCUCGUCCUGUCCUUGCUGCUGCUGGUGUGGGGGCUGGACCCGGGCACAGCUGUCGGCGACGCGGCGGCCGACGUGGAGGUGGUGCUCCCGAGGCGGCUGCGCCCGGAGGACGUGCACCUGCAGCUGCUGCCGGGAGCAGCGGGGCUCCGGCGGUGGCGGCAACCGCGAGCAUCUUCAGGUGGCCCUCGAGCGGUGCAAGGAGAGCGCGCCCUGCUGCUGCACCUGCCGGCCUUUGGGCGCGACCUGUACCUGCAGCUGCGUCGCGACCUGCGCUUCCUGUCCCCAGGCUUCGAGGUGGAGGAGGCGGGUGGCUCGGGGCGCAGCGGACACCCUGCCGAGCUGUGCUUCUACUCCGGACGAGUCCUGGGCCACCCGGGCUCCCUCGUCUCCCUCAGUGCCUGCGGCGCCUCCGGCGGCCUGGUUGGCCUCAUCCAGCUUGAGCAGGAGCAGGUUUUCAUCCAGCCGGUCAACAACUCAGGGGGCCCAUUCAGUGGACGAGAGCACCUGGUCAGACGCAGAUGGUCCUCCACCCCCAGCCCAUCUACGGAGGUGGAGGGACCCAGGCAGCACUGCAAAGUAGUGACAGAAGAGAAGCCCAGGAAGGGCAAGCUGUCUCGGGACUGGAGGGAGCGGAGAAAUGCCAUCAGGCUCACCAACGAGCGCACGGUGGAGACUUUGGUGGUGGCCGAUGCCAACAUGGUGCAGUACCACGGGGCAGAGGCUGCACAGAGAUUCAUCCUCACUGUCAUGAACAUGGUAUACAACAUGUUUCAGCACCGGAGUCUUGGGAUUAAAAUUAACAUUCAAGUCACCAAGUUGGUCCUUCUGAGACAACGCCCUGCCAAGUUAUCCAUUGGGCACCAUGGUGAGCGGUCCCUGGAGAGCUUCUGUCACUGGCAGAAUGAGGAGUAUGGAGGAGCACGCUACCUUGGCAAUAACCAGGUGCCAGGAGGGAAGGAUGAUACGCCUCCUGUGGAUGCUGCUGUAUUUGUGACCAGGACAGAUUUCUGCGUUCACAAAGAUGAACCUUGUGACACCGUUGGAAUUGCUUACUUAGGAGGCGUGUGCAGUGCUAAGAGGAAAUGUGUGCUCGCAGAAGACAAUGGUCUCAAUUUGGCCUUUACCAUCGCACAUGAGCUGGGCCACAACCUGGGAAUGAACCACGAUGAUGACCACUCAUCUUGUGCUGGCCGGUCGCACAUCAUGUCAGGAGAGUGGGUGAAAGGCCGGAAUCCCAGUGACCUCUCUUGGUCCUCCUGUAGUCGAGAUGACCUUGAGAACUUUCUCAAAUCCAAAGUCAGUACAUGUUUACUGAUCACUGACCCCAGGAGCCAGCAUGCCCUGCGCCUUCCACACAAGCUUCCAGGCAUGCACUACAGUGCCAACGAGCAGUGCCAGAUUCUGUUUGGCACUAAUGCUACCUUCUGCAAAAACAUGGAGCAUCUGAUGUGUGCUGGGCUGUGGUGCCUGGUAGAGGGAGACGCAUCCUGCAAGACCAAGCUGGACCCUCCCCUAGAUGGCACUGAGUGUGGAGCAGACAAGUGGUGCCGGGCUGGAGAGUGUGUGAGCAAGACGCCCAUCCCAGAGCAUGUGGACGGGGACUGGAGUCCGUGGAGUGCCUGGAGCAUGUGCAGCCGAACGUGUGGUACUGGAGCGCGAUUCCGGCAGAGGAAAUGUGACAACCCCCCUCCUGGGCCUGGAGGUACACACUGCCAGGGUGCCAGCGUAGAACAUGCUGCCUGUGAGAACCUGCCUUGCCCCAAGGGUGUGCCCAGCUUCCGGGACCAACAGUGUCAAGCCCAUGACCGACUGAGCAGCAAGAAGAGAGGCCUGUUGACAGCAGUAGUGGUUGAUGAUAAGCCCUGUGAACUCUACUGCUCACCCCUCGGGAAGGAGUCCCCGCUGCUGGUGGCUGACAGGGUCCUGGAUGGCACACCCUGCGGACCCUAUGAGGCUGACCUCUGCGUGUAUGGAAGAUGCCAGAAAAUUGGAUGUGACGGCAUCAUCGGGUCUGCAGCUAAAGAAGACAGGUGUGGUGUCUGCAGUGGGGAUGGCAAGACAUGUCGUGUGGUGAAGGGUGACUUCAGCCACUCCCGGGGGACAGGUUAUAUUGAAGCUGCUGUCAUUCCUGCUGGAGCUCGGCGGAUCCGUGUGGUGGAAGACAAACCUGCUCACAGCUUCCUGGCUCUCAAAGACUCCAGUAAGAGAUCCAUCAACAGCGACUGGAAGAUAGAACUCCCUGGAGAGUUCCAGAUUGCAGGUACAACUGUCCGCUAUGUGAGGAGAGGCCUGUGGGAGAAGUUCUCAGCCAAGGGACCCACCACGGUGCCACUGCAUCUGAUGGUGCUGUUAUUUCAUGACCAGAAUUACGGAAUUCAUUACGAAUACACCAUACCUGUAAACCAGAGCACAGAAAACCAGAGUGAGCCCGCCAAGCCACAGGACGCUCUGUUCCUCUGGACCCACAGUGGCUGGGAAGGCUGCAGCGUGCAGUGUGGAGGAGGAGAACGCAGGACUAUUGUAUCAUGCACACGGAUUGUUAACAAGACCACAACCUUGGUGAAUGACAGUGACUGCCCUCAAGCAAGCCGCCCUGAGCCCCAGGUCCGACGGUGUAACUCUCACCCAUGCCAGUCCCGGUGGGUGGCUGGUCAGUGGAGCCCCUGCUCGGCGACCUGUGAGAAGGGCAUCCAACAUCGGGAGGUGACUUGCGUGUACCAGCUCCAGAACGGCACCCACGUCACUACUCGGCCCAUCUACUGCUCAGAACCCCGGCCGACACCAGUACAGAGCUGUGAAGGCCAGGACUGCCUGUCUAUCUGGGAGGCUUCAGAGUGGUCAGAGUGCUCUGCCAACUGUGGCAAAGGGACCCAGAAACGGACUGUGACGUGCACCAACUCCCAAGGGAAAUGCGAUGCGUCCACAAGGCCGAAAGCAGAGGAGGAAUGUGAGGACUACUCCGGCUGCUAUGAGUGGAAAACUGGGGACUGGUCUAAGUGCUCAUCCACCUGUGGGAAGGGGCUCCAGUCGAGAGUGGUGCAGUGCAUGCACAAGGUCACUGGACGCCAUGGCAGUGAGUGCCCGACUCUCUCAAAGCCAGCAGCCUACAGGCAGUGCCACCAGGAGGUGUGCAAUGAGAAGAUCAAUGUGAACACCAUCACCUCUCCUCGCCUUGCCGCUCUGACUUACAAAUGCACCCGGGACCAGUGGACGGUGUACUGCCGGGUCAUCCGAGAGAAGAACCUCUGCCAGGAUAUGCGAUGGUACCAGCGCUGCUGCCAGACCUGUAGGGACUUCUAUGAAAAUAAGAUGCGCCAGCCGCCCUCUCCACCAAGCUCGUGACAGACAGCAUAGUGCUUGCUCAGUGCUCUGACUCAAGGUCUGAGGCGUGGCAGUUAGUGGAGAGCCCUCACCCUACCCAAAGCACACCAGCCCUGCAGCCAGGACCCCCAAAGCACUCCUCUGCUCCCACAAUAAGGCUGCCUCAAGAAUCCAGUUGCCUAGAGCUAGAGAGUGGACUUGACAUUGCCAUUAGUCCUUUGAACGUAAUAUAUUAACAGCUACUGGAUGGCUUUCUAAGGAAAAACUACACAAGAGUCAUAAAAUAAUUUUAAUUUCCAAGCUCCUAUGUACCUCAAAGGGGGAUACCUCUGGCAGAUAAAAAUUAUACACACACACACAAACACACACACACACACACACACAGAGAGAGAGAGAGAGAGAGAGAGAGAGAGAGAGAGAGCAUUUAGUGCUUCUGUUCUGGCUUUCUGUUGACAUUUUAAUUCCUCGGGCUUGAUAUAGCUUUGUGGAAAUGAGAUACCACAUUAGAAGAGGCUCUAUCCUGAAAGUCAGCAAUGCCCUGAUCAACCAGCCUCUGCUAAUGGCUUCUCUGGAAGAGGGAUGAGCUGCCUUCCUAUGAACACAAGAAUCAAGACUUGGUCUCUGCCCACCUAAAAACACAUAGACUCAAAAUCCUUAGAAAUUGCCUUAGAAAUCUUGUCCCUGAGAGUUUAAAUCUGAAUAGACCAACAAGAAAUCCAGUGCCAUACAGUUCUGCAUACCUCCUGUGUGGGAGAACUUCCCAGAGAGCUGGAUUUGGGAAGGUAUCUGCUUUUCAGAGCUUAGCUGUGUAUCCCACAGGGAGAGAGGGGAGCCUUUCUUCAAGGUGCUAUGAGAUGGGGCAUGCAUGCAUGGUCCAUGGGGUUGCUUCCUGACAUAAAGGUGCCUUCAGCUUCCUCAGGGAUGUGCCAGCUCCCAGUCUGUCUCCAGGCUCAUCCACUCUGGCCUGCACUCCAUAAGGCUUUAUACCUUAUAUACAUGCUACAACUUGGCAAAGUAGCUUUCCAUUGACAUUGGCCUUUCCUCUGAAGUUAGGAUGACGUUUGGGACAUCUGAGGACACACAUCAGUCCUGGGUUCUGCAGCAUAAGGCUUAACUUCAGUAUCUGGACACAAGGAAGAUGUGCCAGGACUUGUGGAGGUACACCACGUGGCUGAAAUUGAAAUCCAUCAAGCCUUCUUCUAGCCAAUAUGUCACGGUUAGAACCUUCGUUGUUUGUGGCAUGGAAAGAUGGAGAAGGUCCUCUCUUCCAUUCCCAUGCUGUCACCCUUGCCACAGAACUUUCCCAUCUCCAGAAGGUCAGAGAAGUGCCAGACUGACCUCUCCGAGGGCAGACCAGCUGAUAGACUCGCGGCUUCCGUGGGAAGCUGCUUUGUUCCACUUGUCGGAGGGUUUUCAUGGGUGCUUAUGAACUACCUUGAGAGGCCCAUCUUCUCCUGGUGUUAGAUGGAAACUCUCACUUGGGCCAGUUUCCAUGGGAUCAUCUCCAAGUGCUUCUUGAUUUUUUUUUUUUUUUUUUUUACUGGUGCUGUUUCUAUUUUUGUUGUGGGUUUUGUUCUGUUUUGAUUUUUACUAGCCCAUCCCAUAGACGUGGUCAGGGUGGCAGGGAUUUUGUUUGGUUCCACUUGAACUGAGAAAGGAGUGUUGAGAAGACUCCUCAGGUGCUCUGAGAGUGUCAGGAUGAAGUAAUGCACUGGUUGUCACCCCAGUGUUGUGCUAGACACUGCCCCCAGCUCAGGCCUGGUCACCAGCACACUCCCCAGGCUAUUUUGAAAACCCACAAAUUCCAGGGAGCUUCAGAGGCAGAGGGGAAGGUGCUGUCAAUUUUCCCUUUGCCCAGCAGCUUCUGUUAGUUUACGCAAAGACAUUCAUAUUUUAGAGCUAGAGAUCAAUGAGAACGCCAGCAUAGCCAGCUCAAGAGGCCACACAAUCUUCCUUGUGGAUCUGCAGAGACAAAUGGAGACAGAGCAAGUCCCCAUAGGUGUGUGUGCACUGUUCCUGGUGCCUCUGAUGCCCCCCACCCCCAGCCAUCUGUCCCCUGAAGGAGCCCCACACCAUAAACGUUAAGCCCCUCACACGUGUGCUAUCUGAGCAAACGCUAGCAUCGUCACUUUGAACUCCACCACGAUUUCAUUCUGCCAUCAAAGCUCUGGGGUCACAACGGUGAUGCCUCUGUAUUAACCCCACACUGUCACUCAAGUACUGUACCCUCGUGGUCCCACAGAUGUGUCCGUAGCGUGUCUCAGUCUUAUGGUGCUAUUCACACUGGUGCAAGACAAACCACUCGCCACUGUCUGCGGCUUGAUCACUCAGAACACAGAAGAGGAGCUGUGGUGGUGACCUCUAACCUCUGCUCUUUUGCCAUUUUAAAGUCAAAUGUAUAUAGUUCCCACUAGUUAACUUACACUCAGUACUGUAUCUGUGGGUUCUGUUUUGUGUUGUUUUACUUUGGGGUGCUGGUUAUGAAAGAACACAGAAGAAUAGAUGACAAACAUUGGAUGCCGUUAGACAUAAAAAACUCAUCAUUUCGUUGGGAGCAAGUUGAACAUGUGUAAUAAAAUGUUUUUUCCAUAA